UUUGAGUUCACCUCGAAAUAUCGAUAACAAUCUACCUCACGAUAACCAACAAUAUGUUAGUCCGUCCGUAAGUAAUAAUGAUUUUACGGCAGACGUGCCUCAAACUAAACAGAAAGUAGAUCUUACGGCAGACGAUCGUAUGGCAGACGAGUCCCAGCCUAAUCCCCUAAUUAAACAGAAAGUAGAUCUUACGGCAGACGAGCCUCUGCCAAAACCCUUAAUCGCCCAGAAUAAAGACAUUAACUUACCCAAGAACGGGAAUUCAAACUCGAAAACAAAAUUUAACCGCGUCAGUAACGAAGAUAAAAAUAACAA
Molecule: messenger RNA, 315 nt
Organism: Paramuricea clavata
Lineage: Eukaryota; Metazoa; Cnidaria; Anthozoa; Malacalcyonacea; Plexauridae
Source: the annotation of a GenBank genome assembly